UUUGGAUUUUAGAGUGAAAACUUCCUUAUUGUCUAAAACCUUUAAAAUAGACGACUUUUUUCUCCAGAAUAUUUCGAAAACCUAUCCUUUUCCGUCUUUGUUGUUUUUUACUCGUCAAUAGUAGAUCAGAGGUCUGGGAGACAACAAACAAAGAAUUUUAUGGGACUAAAACCCAAACUCAGCUGUUUAUACAUCAGAUUAGUUAAGUUUAUAAAGUUUUCAUAGUUCUCUCUUUCAUAAGCUAGUAACGUAUGUGAAUUUUGAGGUAUCCAAAUCAUGAAGGUCAAUAUUACAGUUUUCCAUUUACAAAAUCAGCACUGUCCACAGGUUUAAUGCUGCUGAAAGCACGACAUAGGUUAACAAGAUCAUGUGUAACUGAUAUCUGUCGUUUAAUGAGUAAUUGUCGAGUUCCAAAUACUCCACUAAGUUAUCAGGUAGUGAAGUACACACUCGAACAAGAUAUGAUUGAUGAACUCGAUACCGAAACUUACUAUAUUUGUACAAGUUGUUAUCACGCCUCGAAACGCCGUGAAAGUUGUGCCAAUGAAAAGUGCCAUGAGAAUAAUUUAUUUGAAAAACCUCCUUCGAGUUUUUACACAUUUUGUGUACGUCAUCAAAUCGAGCAUAUUCUGCGAAAUCUUAAUGUGCAAUUAAAUAUUAGACCUCAAAAAAACAGCUCAAUGAUCGAUAUCAGUGAUGGCGAUUUUUAUCAAAAUAUCCUAUCGUUAGAAAAUGAUGAUUUUAUUACGUUUGUGUUGAAUGUUGAUGGAAUAUCGUUAUCAGACAGCUCAGAUCAGUCAUUAUGGAUAUUUUUAAUGAUAAUCAACGAGAUUCCACGAAACGUUCGUUUUCAGUUACAAAAUAUAAUCAUUCCAGGUAUUUGGCCUGGACCAAAAAAACCAACAAACCCUGAAUUACAAACAAUGUUAUCCAUUAUAGUUGAUGAGCUUGUAGAUUUGGAAGAAGCCGUUGAUUAUUAUGUAAAAUCUAGUGACAGCAUAUUACCGUUGAAAUCAUUCUUGAUAUCUCUUGUGGGAAAUGUAGCAGCGUUUAAUGCCGAAUACGGAUGUACCAAUUGUUUGAUACAAGGAACGAAAAUUAAAGCAGGUAAAGUGAACAGACGAACGGGUCAACAAAAUACUAUUCGAGUAUUUCCUUCGGGCGACGACCAAGAAGUGUUACGGACUAAUGAAACAUAUGAUAGUAGUAUUCUUGAUUUAACGAUGAAGAAAAGGAAGAAGAAGAUCAAGAAAAAUAAGAAAGUUCUGAAAGAAGGUGUUAAUGGACAUUAUGGUAUUUGUGCACUAAGAGCGUUAAAGUAUUUCGAAAUGGGCGCUUCAUUCGCUGUUGACAGUUUACAUACCAUCUGCAGAGGAGCAAUGAAUCGGCUAUUAACGUUGUGGUUAGACGGGAGUUACAAAGGAGAAAAUUACUCUGUUUGUAAUCGAUUAACGGAAAUUAACGAACGAUUAUCCUCAAUAAGGUACCCUUCAACAACUUCCCGAAAACCACGAAGUUUGACAAAAUAUUACCGUUAUAAAGGUGCGUAA
Molecule: messenger RNA, 1550 nt
Organism: Didymodactylos carnosus
Lineage: Eukaryota; Metazoa; Rotifera; Eurotatoria; Philodinida; Philodinidae
Source: the annotation of a GenBank genome assembly